AUGUCUAAAAGAAUAAUCGUUGGCUUGCUUAGCACCAUAGGGCUCGCUCCGUGGCUCGUAAAUGGGCAGCUUGAACCUGAUUGCAAUCCGCUUCAUGCCGACUGCCCAGCCAAGAAAGCUUUGCCAGAUGCAAAUUACUACAUAGACUUCACGAAACAAACUGGUCCCCCGAAAGAUUGGACUAUCGCCAACUAUGAGGUUGUCAAUUUCACACCAAAGGGCGCCGAAUUUACUUAUGGGAAAAAGGGAGAUGCGCCGAAUAUGUGGACCGACUUCUAUAUGCUGGGUGGGAGAUACGACGUUGAGUUACAGAUUGCGCCGGGCCAGGGCGUUAUAAGUAGCGCGGUUCUGUGGUCGGAUAUCCAAGACGAAAUUGACUGGGAGUUCUCAGGGAACCAGCACGGAGAGAAGCCUUUCCCACCCCCGGAUGGAAAGUGGACGGUCGAGACGAAUAUCUUUGCACAGGGGAAGAUGUGGGAUGGAGCAGCUACCUAUCAAAAGGACGUGUAUAAGCCAACAACGCAGUUUCAUACCUACUCAGUAGAUUGGGACGCUGACCAUAUGAACUGGUACGUCGACAAUCACGUUGUGCGGAGUGUUAAAGCGUCAAAUACACCAUCUGGUUUCGUCUUCCCACAGUCACCCAUGAAGCUACAGCUAGGAGUUUGGGGCGGAGGUGAUCCUGAGAACAACUACUGGACUAUUCAGUGGGCUGGGGGCGAGAUCGACUUUAAGAACGUCCCUUAUACUAUGUAUGUCCGAAGUGUCAAUGGUAUGUAUUAUCAACCACUAUCCUGCCAAUAUUGA
Messenger RNA from Xylaria bambusicola, 807 nucleotides. Its product is annotated as concanavalin A-like lectin/glucanase domain-containing protein. The transcript is spliced from 2 exons. Gene Ontology annotation, molecular function: hydrolase activity, hydrolyzing O-glycosyl compounds. Lineage: Eukaryota; Fungi; Ascomycota; Sordariomycetes; Xylariales; Xylariaceae. The coding region runs from base 1 to 807 and encodes 268 amino acids. Gene Ontology annotation, biological process: carbohydrate metabolic process. The record is from RefSeq and is a predicted model, not a curated record.